CGGCUGAUUACCUGCUCAGUGUCCUGGAGCGGGACCAGACCAACACCAUCACCCGCGUAGUGGUUUUCAUGUACGUUAAAGACGAACCUAACGAAUGGAAAGCGACAGCGGAUCACCUGCCUCGCGCGAAAGUGGAGGUUGACGUCUCAUAAGGGUCACUAACUGCUCCGCCGGUACCGCCAUGGCUCGGACCGGCUCCGGUUCGCUCCUCGCCCGCCGAAACAUCAAGCUGGACUCCUUCCUGAAGCGGAACACGGAGCGGACGGUGUACGAGCGGAUCCGAGUUUACGAACCUUGCGUGGUGAUUUCGGAGACCAUCAACAAGGUGUACAUGCACGUGGUGCUGAGCGACGAGAGCGUGUACCUCACCGAGUAUCCGCCGCGCACGCUCACCGCAGUUUUUAACUUCAAGUGCGUGCGGGACAUCGAGCUGGUCAACGACCUCCCAGACUUCCUCCGUGGGAAGGACAGGGAGCUCUGCCAGCAUAUACGAAUCACCUAUGUCACCGAAAAGCCUGCUGCGAAGGGGCGUGAUUGGCUGAGGAGAGACAGGAGGGAGGGACUUCCUCCUGCAGCCCCGCCUUCUCGCAGAAACAGCUUGUACCCAACAACAACACACACCUUAGAAGGAUAUCCUGCACAGAGGGACCACAGUGAAAGGAGGACAGAGGAGGUUCAUACUUUACCGCCCACACGUUCUGCCUCCUGUCCAAACCCGGAGACUCUGGGCCUCCUGAGGGUCCCACGCCCUCCUACCCAGCCUCCAUCCACAGCAACCUCCCCCACCAGCUCACCCACCUCUCCUCUGUCACCUCUGGCUCAAAGACUGAACAUUGCUGAAACUCGCCAGGUACCGAGGAGGAUCGGUUCAGUUCUGUCUCGCCUGUUGAGAAGAGACUCUGUGAACAGCAGAGAGGAGAGGGAGGCUGAGCUGCAUCUGUACGCCGUAUCACAUACGUCCAGACUUUACCUCCAUCUACAGAGCUCAUGGAACAGCUUCAUUAUUAAGUCCACUCUGUUGUUGGACCCGCUCUACAGAAGGAGGUGCAGCGCUUCAUCCGGCUCCUCUCAUGGAAAGCAACUUCCUGCCAUCAGCUGGGAGCGGACAGCUCACCUGUUUGGUCAGCUGAGCUCUGAGCUCCUGCAGGAGGAGAUCAGUGUGGAGAGUCUCUACCUGCUGCUGCAGGAGCUGAAAACUGCUGCUCACCGCAACGUCGCACUACGCAGACUCUUCUGGAGGUCCAGUGACGUGUGUGUCUUCCUGGUUCAGUCUCUGGAGGAAUCUCUCCACGACUGUGAGAGCCUCAGAGGAGUUUACACAGCAGAUCAACUACUACUGAGCACUCUGAUCGUCCAGACGCUCGCCGUCAUGUUCAGAGAGACGGAGGUCGAGCCGGCCAGACUCAGCCUGCUCUCUGCCAAAAAAGGCGCUCUGGCCUCCAGAAUGCUUCUUGCCUUGAUUUGUGAUCCAGAGCUACAAACACAGAACCAACGAUCUCUGAUGGACUGUGAGCUUCAGGCUUUGCUAGCGGAGUAUCUGGACGCUGCCUCCUCUCUGCUGUUUGAGAUGCUGCUUUUAGGCCACGAGGCCACCAGAUGUUCUUCUACUGACAACGUCCUGUCUGUUGGCUGGAUCCUCCAAGUCUUGCAGCCUCAUCCUCACCUGCUGGCCUUCAUUGGUUAUCAGGCCCAGCAGGUGGUGCUGGUUUUGUCAGAACCACAGGAAUCGUUUCUGAGUCCUGGUCAGUCAGUUCUACUAUUCCAGCGCUGUCGCCUCCUGCUGGCCUGCCUGCAGUACAACAGCCAGCUGGCACAACACCUCCGGUCCAACUUCAGAGAGGAGUUCAGGUACUUUGUGAAGCUGCCAUGUGCCGAGGAGAAGCUGCCGCCUCACUACCCGAUCAGCCAACCAACUCUACAACUAAUCGAGCAGAUCCUGACCCUUAAUCAGCACAGAUGAUUGUACACAAACACAUGUGCACUCAAACCUAAACACUGUGACAGUGUGUGACUUUGUGUGACAGUCUGAGUGAACUGCUGCUAAUACAGAUGAAACAAAUGAUUACAGCAGACGUAGCACUACUUGUUUCUACCAUGUAUAUUUGGUUGUUAAAAAACUGCCUAUAAUGCUGUUAAGUCGUAAGAUGCAGAGACUGUGAAAUGAAGGAGA
This is a messenger RNA of Micropterus dolomieu (smallmouth bass), 2170 nucleotides long. RefSeq names its product linkage group 16 C12orf56 homolog (gene lg16h12orf56). Bases 182 to 1960 code for a protein of 592 amino acids. The transcript has 14 exons. Lineage: Eukaryota; Metazoa; Chordata; Actinopteri; Centrarchiformes; Centrarchidae. The record is from RefSeq and is a predicted model, not a curated record.